AAAUUGUUAUGCCAACAUUCUACGAAGAACAUUCAGAAAAUGCUCAACCUGAAGAUCAAACUCUACUCCAAAAGCUUCAUCUUUUUGUAUAUGAUCGCUGGAAAAGCUUGUUGAUUGGAGGAAUAUCUCAAAUUUGUAUCAUCACCUCAGUUGUUCUACUUACAUAUUUUCUAGCAAGGCAGCCAACAUGUGAAGCAGUUUUCGCAACAAGUUCUACUAGUACUCUGCAAACCAUGACAACUUCAGACUCACUAUCUUCACAUACGAAACCUGAUACAACAAUUAUAUCCACCAGGACGUUGCCCAUUUCCAGUACUAUGCCGACGCACGCUUCGGAUAACGUAACUUGUGCGGUUGGCUUCACCUACGUCAAUAAAAAGUGCUGGAAGUUGAUCACUGGCCCACAACGCAGAGCAGAUGCGGACGAGGCUUGCAUGAACCUCGGUGGAUCUACACUUUUCUCAAUCCGAAGUGAUAUAGAAAAUCGAGCUCUGGUGGAUUUCGUGAAAGACAAGCGAAUCGAGAAUCUGUGGACUGGGUUGAUCUGUGUUGGGAAGAACUCAUUUUCGUGUACUUGGGAUGUGAAUAGUGGAACAGCAGCCGUGUACAAUAACUUUGCUGAAGGUUAUCCAAAUAACGUGUAUGGAGAUUGCAUUCACUAUAUGACUACUGGAACGCAAGCUGGACAAUGGGCAAGCGGAUCCUGUAACGAGACUAUGAGCUUUGUGUGUGAGCUACCAGCUACGAUUUAUGAUGACACCUGCGACUACAACUACGACAGGUACUGCUACACGCCUCAUUACUUCAUAAAACACUCGAGUGAGGCUCAGCAAUUCUGUGCAGGAUUAUGUUCCAACUCGGUAUCGAUUCAUUCGGGAAACGAGAACCGAUUCGUGCUGACACUCUACUUAUACACAAACUCGUCAAUUUUAAUUGGUGGAAUUGCUCCAUCUUACGAUUUUGUUCUUUGGUAUGAUGGGACACAAACGACUUAUAAUAAUAUCGACUCGAUUGCGAAUGGAAAUUGUCUUUACUUGAAUGACCUGAACACUCGAGGAAAUUGGUUUGGGCUCAACUGUUUGACAAGCAGGAGUUGGUUCAUUUGCAAGAGAAGGAUCGGUGAAAAUUGCUAG
Messenger RNA from Caenorhabditis elegans, 1133 nucleotides. RefSeq names its product C-type lectin domain-containing protein (gene clec-29). The transcript is spliced from 7 exons. The record is from RefSeq and is marked reviewed. Gene Ontology annotation, molecular function: carbohydrate binding. NCBI's taxonomy places the organism in Eukaryota, Metazoa, Nematoda, Chromadorea, Rhabditida, Rhabditidae. Bases 9 to 1133 code for a protein of 374 amino acids.